Molecule: messenger RNA, 287 nt
Organism: Aptenodytes forsteri (emperor penguin)
Lineage: Eukaryota; Metazoa; Chordata; Aves; Sphenisciformes; Spheniscidae
Product: phospholipid scramblase 1-like
Exons: 3
Source: RefSeq, a predicted model, not a curated record
GAACAAUUAUAAGCAGAUCCAUGGCAAUGCAAGCACCUGGAUUUUCAAACUCUAACUAUGCACCAGAAAAUCAAGUCCCCUAUGGCUACCCUCAGCAUGCACCUGGGACUUACCAAGGUGUCGCAGGCGCGGGGAGCUAUGGCUUCCAGGUACAGGCCAUGGGGGUCCCAGCUGGAUUUGCUGUUCCACCCAUCCAGAACCAGCCCAUCGCGAAGGAGGGGACAAUCUGGAUGCCCGUCCCUCCUCCUCUUCCCAACUGCCCUCCUGGACUGGAAUACCUCACACAG